This is a messenger RNA of Cyphellophora europaea CBS 101466, 930 nucleotides long. RefSeq lists its product as uncharacterized. Bases 1 to 930 code for a protein of 309 amino acids. The record is from RefSeq and is a predicted model, not a curated record. NCBI's taxonomy places the organism in Eukaryota, Fungi, Ascomycota, Eurotiomycetes, Chaetothyriales, Cyphellophoraceae. The transcript has 2 exons. Gene Ontology annotation, molecular function: hydrolase activity, acting on carbon-nitrogen (but not peptide) bonds; chitin binding. Gene Ontology annotation, biological process: carbohydrate metabolic process.
AUGACCGUCCUGGCCUUUGUGGAGCUCUCUUUGACCGCUCCGACCGAAGAGAGAUGCGGUCCGGACCACGAAGACCACAAAUGCUCUGGCAACAAGUGCUGCUCGCCUGCCGGCUACUGUGGUACCACUAAAGACUUUUGCAUGGUCCCUCAGAAUUGUCUUCGAAAGUUUGGCCGCUGUGAUUCUGACGCGGUGCCAAAGGGGCCAUCCACUGCCGACGACAAACGACCCAUGGUUGGAAAGGUAUACUACGGCAUUCCGGUCGUACGGUGCAGAACGCCCGGUACCGUGGCCAUCACAUACGAUGACGGUCCCUCAGCGAAUACCCACCAUAUCCUGAACAUCCUCAAAGAGGCGGGGGCGAACGCGACCUUUUUCGUUACCGGUAUCAACAACGGAAAAGGAGAGAUCGACGUGAAAGACCAAUGGAAGGAAGACAUCAAGCGCAUGGAGGCGGAGGGUCACCAAAUCGCAUCUCAUACCUGGUCUCAUCCAGAUCUCGACAAGAUGACAGCGGAACAACGUCACGUCGAGAUGCACAAGAAUGAGCGUGCUCUUGCCAAUAUCAUCGGGAAAUACCCCACUUACAUGAGAGCCCCCUAUAUCAAGUGCGGCAAGGACUGCCUACGUGACAUGAAAGAGCUUGGCUACAAGGUGAUUCAGUGGAGUGUGGACAGUACGGACACCGAGAAGCCGAAAGAUCUCGAUGCCAUGAAGGAAGCUGUGGACUCGGGUCUUGAAGCAGCAGGCUCUGACGGCCGUGCACUCUUGAUUCAGCAUGAUACGGUCCCAAUGUCUGCCAUCCCACUCACCAGGCACAUUCUGGCUCGGAUCAAAGACAAGAACUUGAGAGCUGUUACAGUAGCCGACUGUUUGGGGGAAACGCUUGAGGAUGCCUAUCGCAAGAAAGAACCAGUCAAGACGUAUUGA